Panonychus citri (citrus red mite) is the source of this 2436-nucleotide messenger RNA. RefSeq names its product sodium-dependent dopamine transporter-like. Gene Ontology annotation, cellular component: neuron projection; neuronal cell body membrane; presynaptic membrane. The record is from RefSeq and is a predicted model, not a curated record. Gene Ontology annotation, biological process: sodium ion transmembrane transport; dopamine uptake involved in synaptic transmission. Gene Ontology annotation, molecular function: dopamine:sodium symporter activity. Lineage: Eukaryota; Metazoa; Arthropoda; Arachnida; Trombidiformes; Tetranychidae. The transcript has 13 exons. The coding region runs from base 185 to 2275 and encodes 696 amino acids.
CUUAUACUUUAAGUAUCUCAAUCCUUUUUUGUGCCUAAAAUUGUCGCAGCCUUUUGAUUCCUCUUUUAAUUACUGUUAAUUGUUGUUGUUGUUGUUUUUUGCUCUCACCGUGUAAAUAAUAACAAAAUAAUAAACAAACACAAAAAGUAUUAUCAGUAAUUAAAUCGUGUAAAUUUAGUGCUCAAUGGAUAAAUCAACAGAGCCAAUUAUAAUUGCUAAUCACAAACAAGAACCCAUCAAAUCUCAUGCUAAUCCAGUUAGUCCAACUUUAAAUGUCCACAACAAGAACCAUCAGUUUAUUGAUCUGGGGUAUGACUCUUUACAUUCAACUCCAAGACAACAACCUGUUGGACCAAUGGAUGAAAUGAGAGAAUUCCAUGAAUCUGAAAUGGGUGAAAUAAUGGACGAUAAUUUGAGUGGUAAAAGUACCUCAAGUGAACCACAAUUAGCAUUUAAUUUGAAAAGAGCGACGAAAAAGUUUUUUCAUAUUUCAAAAGUUUCGAGUAAAAAAAAAUGCACCAAGAAAUAUUUUGAUCAAGAUGAUAUUGAUAAUCCAAAAAGGAGCAAUAAACUUGAACCAAUCGGUGAAAAAGUUAUCGUCAGGGAAGAAUGGGAUAAGAAGAUUGAUUUCCUAUUCUCGAUAAUUGGAUUUGCAGUUGAUUUGGCAAAUGUUUGGCGAUUCCCUUACCUGUGCUAUAAAAAUGGUGGUGGAGUGUUUUUGAUUCCGUACACUUUGAUGUUACUUUUCGGAGCUUUACCCCUUUUCUUCCUGGAAUUAGCAUUGGGACAAUUUGCUAAAUCAGGACCAAUUAACGUUUGGGACAAAAUGUACCCCGCGGCAAAAGGUGUCGGCUACUGUGCUGUCCUAAUUUCUUGGUACGUUUCAUUUUAUUAUAAUGUUAUCAUCGGUUGGACCAUUUAUUAUAUAAUAACAACAAUUACUUCAGGGGAUCUACUUCCUUGGCAGCAUUGUGAUAAUGAAUGGAAUACCAAGGAAUGUUUCGCCGUUAAUAGGAUAAUUAAUUGUCCUAAUUGCACAGAUAUGAUUCCAUCGCAUAAUUUAUCAACUGCAGCUCAAGAAUUUUUCGAGCGAAAGUUAUUACAGAUCGAUUCGUCGAAAGGGUUAAGUGAACUGGGAAGCUUAAGGCCAGAAAUGGUUGGAUGCGUUGCGAUCACUUUUAUUUUACUUUAUUUCUCACUUUUCAAAGGAGUCAAAUCAUCAGGAAAGGUAGUUUGGGUCACUGCCACUGCUCCUUAUGUUAUACUGACCAUCCUGUUGAUACGAGGAGUCUUUUUACCAGGAGCAGGUAUGGGAAUUACUUAUUAUUUAAGUCCACGGUUAGAGAAACUUCAACAACCCGGUGUUUGGACUGAUGCUGCAAUUCAAGUAUUUUAUUCAAUCGGAGUUGGAUUUGGAGUCCAUCUUACCUAUGCAUCAUUCAAUAAAUUCAACAACAAUUGUUACAGAGACGCUCUUCUAACCGCUUGUGUAAACUCUUGUACCUCAUUUUAUUCUGGAUUCGUUAUAUUCAUUUACCUUGGUUAUAUGGCUCAAAGUUUGAAGACUGAUAUUUCAACUGUGGCCAAGGAGGGAUAUGGUUUGGUCUUUCAAGUUUACCCUGAGGCCAUUUCCACUUUACCAUUAGCCAAAUUAUGGUCAAUAUUGUUUUUUGUCAUGUUGGUCACUCUUGGUUUAGAUUCAGCUAUGGGAGGAUUAGAAGCGGUGAUUACUGGUAUCAUGGACGAAUGGCAGAUUAAGCGGAUUAGCCGAGAAUCUUUAACAGCUAUUGUUUUAUCUGCUUCUUUUCUUGUCUCUUUAAUAAAUUGUACUCAGGGGAGGGGUUAUACUAUGGUUUGGUUUGACAGCUAUGCAGCCGCCGUUUCAUUAUUAUGCUCAGCUCUGUUUGAGGCUUUAGCAAUAGCUUAUGGAUAUGGUAUCGAUCGUUUUUGUCUUGAUGUUGAAUCAAUGCUCGGCUUUAAACCAGUUAUAUUUUGGCGAAUCUGUUGGAAAUAUAUUUCUCCAUUGUUUCUUAUAAGCAUCAUUUUACUUUCUAUUACUCGACCUGAGCCAAUUAUAUUCAUGAAUUAUGAAUUCCCGUUUGAAGCUAAUUUCCUCGGAUGGAUUUUUGGACUUUCAUCAGUGUUUCCAGUUCCGGUUAUCGCGAUCUAUUACCUCUUGAGACAUCAUUUAUUCAAAAGAAAUGAUCUGGGUCGAACGGUAGUUUGUGAUCGAGAUGCAAUUUCAUUACCUUUCCAAUCAGCAGUUUAUAUUUAGGAGAAGAUGAUUUUCUUGUGAUGAGUUAAUUUGCCGAUGGAAUCAAUGGAUUAAUAAACUAAUAGGAUUGUUGAUAGAAAUAAGAAGAAGAAGCAAAAUCAUUUGAUGUAAAUAUGAUAUUUCAAUGGAAGAGUAAGAAAAUUAUUGGAAAGUAGAUUAUU